AUGGGUGAAUCGCGAACCGAACUGAUCCAAUGGGUCAACGAACUUCUCUCGCUCUCCUACACCAAGGUUGAACAGCUUGGCUCCGGGGCUGCAUAUGCGCAAAUCAUCGAUUCCAUCUAUCUCAACGUGCCGUUGGGAAAGAUCAAAUUCGACGCGAAACACGACUACGAGUACAUCAACAACUUCAAGGUGCUGCAGGAGGCUUUUAAACGGAAUCGAAUAGACAAGCCGAUACCUGUGGAUAGAUUGAUACGGUGCAAGAUGCAGGAUAAUUUGGAAUUCUGCCAGUGGUUGAAGAAGUUUUGGGAUUCCCAGUUCUCGGGGGAUGUCUAUGAAGCUGAAGCUAGGAGGGCUGGCGUUCUUGCUGUGCCUCCUCCGCUUGUGGGGGCGGUGAGUGUUGGUGCUGCUAGGACUGCUCAAUCUCGUCCAGUGCCUAGAGCACCUCCGACAGCAGCGACCGCAGCAGGAAGGACCGCCGCGAGAACUGCGCCAACUGCAGCAGCAGCUGGGAGAAAAGCACCAGGAGCAAGAAGCGGCGCACCGGUACCAAACGAAACAAUCCAAGCCCUAACGCUUCAAAUGGACGAAAUGAAAGUCUCGGUCGAUUCUCUGGAGAAAGAACGAGACUUCUACUUUGCAAAACUACGGGACAUCGAAAUCCUAGUCCAGGAACGACUCGCUAUCCUAGCAGAACAGUUCCCAGUACCAAGUCAGGAGGAUGAUCCGGCAGGAGAACACGUCGGUACGGAGGAACAGGAGAGUUUGAAACAGAUCCAAGCCAUCCUUUACAGUACCGAGGAUGGCUUUGAAGUGCCCGAGGGCACCGACGCCGACAUUUACGACGAGGAUGCCCAAGGCGCGGUGGAUGAAGAGGAAAUGUUUUGA
Ustilago hordei is the source of this 885-nucleotide messenger RNA. Its product is annotated as putative EB1-like protein. The record is from RefSeq and is a predicted model, not a curated record. Gene Ontology annotation, molecular function: microtubule plus-end binding. Lineage: Eukaryota; Fungi; Basidiomycota; Ustilaginomycetes; Ustilaginales; Ustilaginaceae. The transcript has a single exon. Gene Ontology annotation, cellular component: spindle midzone; microtubule plus-end; microtubule organizing center. Gene Ontology annotation, biological process: spindle assembly; protein localization to microtubule plus-end; regulation of microtubule polymerization or depolymerization. Bases 1 to 885 code for a protein of 294 amino acids.